Aspergillus tanneri is the source of this 897-nucleotide messenger RNA. Its product is annotated as ankyrin repeat domain-containing protein. The record is from RefSeq and is a predicted model, not a curated record. Gene Ontology annotation, cellular component: cytoplasm; nucleus. Bases 1 to 897 code for a protein of 298 amino acids. The transcript has a single exon. Gene Ontology annotation, molecular function: protein binding. NCBI's taxonomy places the organism in Eukaryota, Fungi, Ascomycota, Eurotiomycetes, Eurotiales, Aspergillaceae.
AUGUAUUCUCGGGUAUUAAGGCAGAUAGACGAAGAGCACGCUGGACUGGUGUCCAAAAUCUUGCAAUGGCUGGCAUAUUCAACACGGCCACUGUAUAUCGAGGAAGUCGCCGAGAUAGCCACAAUCAACUCUAGUCAGCGAUUCUCCGACCCGCGCAGGGUCCUGGAGUUGCUCCCAAGCCCCCUGGUGACGAAGACAUACACCAGUGACGAGUCCGAUUCGAGCGAUUUCAAAGAGCAUCAGCAGCAGUUGCAUCUAGUACAUCCCUCUUUCAAGGAAUACUUGCUAUCGUCGGAGAUCCAAACAGGACCGGAGAGCCGUUAUGCCAUCGAUCAAACAGAAUCUCAUGCCGCAAUUUCCGAGGACUGUCUCAAGUACCUUCUCCAGUUCAAUCAGCCAUACACUACCGUUCCGGACGUAGUCCAGUCCUCUUCUCUCCUACGCUAUGCCGCCAACUACUGGGCCGUACAUGCUAGACAUGCAGGCUCAAGGAUAUCGAGAAUCCAACCCUUGAUAUGGGAGUUAUUCGCCGCUGAAAAUGCGUAUCUCAACUGGACAGCCUUUUUAGAUGGGUAUCAGCCAUUUAAUGAGCACAACAAUAUUGAUGGGGAUGCUCUGGCCCCACCUCCAAAUCCUCUCUACUACGCUUCGUCCUAUGGGCUGGCUUCCGUGGCCCAAGACCUUCUUCAGAGUGGAGCUCCAGUAGAUAGCCAAGGGCCAUCUGGGACAGCACUGGCUGCAGCAUCUUUAUCCGGACAUAAUGACACUGUGCGACUGCUCAUUGACAACGGAGCAGACGUCAACUCCGAAGGACCUCUAGGUAGACCACUUGAUUUGGCUGCUAGUAACGGCCAUUUCCAGGUAGUUGAACAUCUUCUGGAAAGGGGAGCCAAGUAA